CACAUCCCAGAUGCGCCCAUAGAAUUAAACCCAUCAACUUUGAAUAAUAAUGUUCCUCACCCUCCAAAUCCCUCGUCAACUAUAAACCUCUUUCCCUUCUCCCCUGAAACUUCACAACCUUUCACCACCAAAAACGACUACAGAUUUUCCAAAUCCAGAACUCAAAACUUCAGAAGGCAUAACAACAAACACCUGGUGUGCGUGUUACAGUGCAUACAAGAAACAGAGAGAUCAGAUUCAGAUCCAACAAUGGAGGGCGAAGAAAACAAACCUGCAGAUUCAUGGUCAGACACAGAGAGCACAGGGAGCUCCAAACGAGUUGCCUUCAGCGGUCCGUUACCAGGACCUUCUGUCGCCUACAAAAGAACCAACAGUUACAGCAGCAGCACAAGAAGCACUAUGAGAAUCAAAGACGACGAUCAGUACGUCGAGAUUACCUUAGACGUUCGCGACGACUCAGUCUCGGUUCAGAACAUCAAAGGAGGAGAUUCAGAGACGGCAAUGCUAGCGAGCCGAUUGGAGACAAAACGCCCCACGCUAAGCUCUCAAUUGUCGUUCAAAUUGAAGCAAGUAUCACAGGAACUGAAACGGAUGACAUCCUCCAAAAGCUUCAACAGAAUCGACAGAACAAAAUCUGGCGCAAGUCGUGCCCUAAAUGGCCUCCGAUUCAUGACCAAAAGCGUCGGAAGCGAAGCCUGGUCAGAGAUUGAGAAUCGAUUCAAUGAACUCGCCAUUAACGGAGAGCUUCCGAAGUCGUUGUUCGCAAGAUGCAUAGGCAUGAACGAGUCAAGCGAGUUCGCCGGCGAGUUAUUCGAGGCGUUGGCUCGAAGAAGAAGCAUAACUUCGACCUCCAUAACCAAGGGGGAACUUCGUGAAUUUUGGGAGCAAAUUAGCGAUGAAAGCUUCGAUGCAAGGCUUCAAAUCUUCUUCGAUAUGGUGGACAAGAAUGCCGAUGGCCGCAUUACCGGAAAAGAAGUCAAAGAGAUUAUUGCAUUAAGUGCUUCGGCGAAUAAGUUAUCAAAAAUCCAAGACGACGCAGAAGAAUAUGCUGCUCUGAUUAUGGAAGAGUUGGACCCCGACAACCUCGGAUAUAUCGAGCUAUACAAUUUGGAAAUGCUACUCCUGCAAGCGCCAAACCAAGCAUCGGCCAGGAACCGCGUAACGGACAGCCGAGUGCUGAGCCAACUACUGAGCCAAAAGCUCGUCCCCACCAAGGAAUACAACCCCAUCAAGCGCACCUACCGCUCACUCCGCUACUUCGUUGAGGACAAUCGGAAGCGCAUUUGGAUCUUCUCUCUAUGGCUCGCCAUUUGCGCCGCUCUUUUCGCCUGGAAGUUCGUCCAGUACCGCCGUCGGGCCGUCUUCCAUGUCAUGGGCUACUGCGUCACCACCGCCAAAGGCGCCGCUGAGACCCUUAAGUUCAAUAUGGCCAUUGUUCUUCUCCCUGUUUGUAGGAAUACCAUUACUUGGCUCCGGAGUAAGACCAAGCUUGGCGCUGUUAUCCCUUUUGAUGACAAUGUUAACUUCCAUAAGGUAAUUGCUGUUGGCAUAGCCAUUGGGGUCCUUUUACAUGCUGGAGCACAUCUUACCUGCGACUUUCCAAAGCUACUCCAUGCGACCGACGCUCAAUAUGAACCGAUGAAGCCGUUUUUCGGUGAAGUACGACCGAAUAACUAUUGGUGGUUCGUGAAGGGGACGGAAGGGUGGACCGGGGUGGUGAUGGUGGUGCUGAUGAUCAUAGCAUUCACCUUGGCUCAGCCAUGGUUCCGCCGCAACCGCCUGAACCUCCCCAAAAUCAUCAAGAGACUCACAGGCUUCAAUGCCUUCUGGUACUCUCACCAUCUCUUUAUCAUUGUCUAUGUCCUCUUCAUCAUCCAUGGCUACUACCUCUAUCUUUCCAAGAAAUGGUACAAAAAAACGACGUGGAUGUAUCUAGCUGUCCCGGUUUUGAUAUACGCGUGUGAAAGAUUGAUUCGUGCGUUUCGGUCGGGAUACAAAACAGUGAGGAUCUCAAAGGUUGCUGUGUAUCCUGGAAAUGUUUUGGCAUUGCAAAUGUCAAAGCCUCAUGGUUUUAAAUACACAAGUGGGCAGUACAUAUUUGUGAACUGUUCUGCUAUUUCUCCCUUUCAAUGGCAUCCGUUCUCGAUCACGUCUGCUCCAGGGGAUGACUACUUGAGCAUUCACAUCCGGACUGUGGGAGACUGGACUUCACAGCUCAAGACCAUUUUCUCUAAGGUAUGUCAGCCACCAUCUGUUAAUCAAAGUGGUCUUUUGAGGGCUGAUAUUGGCCAAAGCAGCAACAAAAUCAGGUUGCCAAGACUGUUGAUAGACGGACCAUACGGAGCUCCGGCGCAAGACUACAAACAAUACGACGUUCUUCUUCUCGUGGGGCUGGGGAUCGGCGCCACGCCACUGAUCAGCAUCGUCAAGGAUGUACUCAACAACAUCAAGGAACAAAAAGACAUCGAAAAUGGCAUCGCCGAUAAGCACGCCAAGCCUUUCGUCACAAAGCGAGCUUACUUCUACUGGGUGACAAGAGAGCAAGGCUCAUUCGAAUGGUUUAGAGGUGUCAUGGAUGAAGUCGCCGAGAACGACCGAGAUAGAGUGAUCGAGUUGCACAACUAUUGCACUAGCGUUUACGAAGAGGGUGAUGCUCGGUCCGCCCUCAUUACCAUGCUCCAAGAUCUAAACCAUGCCAAGAAUGGCGUUGAUAUUGUGUCCGGGACUAGGGUGAAGACUCAUUUUGCUAGACCGAACUGGCGUAAUGUCCUUAAGCGUGUUGCUAUAAAUCACCCUGAUCAAAGAGUUGGGGUGUUUUACUGUGGAGCACAAGGGCUGGUAGGAGAGCUAAGGAGAUUAUCACAAGACUUCUCUAGGAAAACAACCACCAAAUUUGAUUUCCACAAGGAGAAUUUUUAGAGAAAUUUAAAUAUAUAUAUAUAUAUAU
Molecule: messenger RNA, 2947 nt
Organism: Cucurbita moschata (crookneck pumpkin)
Lineage: Eukaryota; Viridiplantae; Streptophyta; Magnoliopsida; Cucurbitales; Cucurbitaceae
Product: respiratory burst oxidase homolog protein B-like
Exons: 13
Coding region: 250-2919 (889 amino acids)
Cellular component (GO): plasma membrane
Molecular function (GO): calcium ion binding; NAD(P)H oxidase H2O2-forming activity; peroxidase activity
Source: RefSeq, a predicted model, not a curated record